AUGGAGGGAUUUAAAAUUGAAUUGUGGAAAUCAAAGACUAACCAUGAACUUAUUUAUGCAGAGGAUUCAUUGGGGUCUAUUCCAGGACUCUCUGCAACCACAGCUGAGACAGCAUUACUCCAAAAUCACCACGUCCACAAUAUUGUAAUAACCAAACUAUUGAAGCACUUUGACUGGACUUGGGUUGGGAUUUCAGUAUCAGAUGAUGAUGCCGGAGAGAAUGAACUACAGAUACAAACAAAGUACAUGAGAGAGCACGGGAUCUGUGUCGCCUACACCAUAACAUUAUCUGAGAAAAAGGUCCUCAAUAAUGAACAGAUUUUACAAACCUUAAAGAAUCCAAAGGUCAGUGUCAUUAUAAUGUGUGGGACCUACUCAGAGAAUGGAGUACAAUUAGUAAUUUCUGAUGAAUUUUUACUUUUAAACAAAACUCUCAUCCUCCCUCCAUCCUGGGCCUUCACUCAGGUCACUGCAGAAUGCCAGUAUACAGAAUUUAAUCUAAGUCUAGCAGUGGACUUUUCAUCGCAACAUUCUCUUGAAUUGGAAAAUUUUGUGAAAAACUACAGAAAACUCCCCAAUAUCUACAAUGAUGAGACAUUCUGGACAGAAAUAGAUUUGAUUGCCAUAAAUGGCGAUAAAGAUGCUUUAAUUUCAUGCAAUGGUCUUGAUGAAAUGGACAAUGUUACUUAUAAGUUUACUUUGCCAAGCCUGAGGAAAUACCUCUCCUCGGGGGUGUCUCCAAGUUCUUAUGUUGUCAUCCAGAUCCUAGUAUCCCGCUGCUCAGACCCUUGUUUACCUGGAAGCCGGAAAAAGGCGAGAAAAUCAAUCCAUACCUGCUGCUAUGACUGCGUCCCAUGUUCAGAAGGAGAGAUCUCUAAUAUAACUGACUCUGAGAACUGCAUGAAAUGCCCAAGUGAUGAAUGGCCAAAUGAGAAGAGAGACCAAUGCCUGCCCAAAGUAAUGGAUUUCAUCUCUUACCAGAAUGACACAAUGGCUUCUGUAUUCUCCUGUGUCUCCAUCUUCGGAUGUCUUUUGACUGGCUCCAUAUUUAGGAUAUUUAUUUCUUACCGGGACACUCCUAUUGUUAAAGCUAAUAACCGGAACCUGAGUUAUCUCCUCCUGGUCUCCAUCCUCCUCAGCUUCCUCUCUGUCUUUUUUUUUCUUGGUCGUCCCAGUGAUAUCUCUUGUAGAUUACGUGAAACCAGUUUUGGAAUCUUCUUCUCAGUCGCCGUCUCUUCGCUUCUUGCCAAGACCAUUAUGGUUUGUGUUGCUUUUAAGUCCACCAAGCCUGGAAGCCCCUGGAGAAAAUGGCUGAGUGUGAAGCUGCCCUAUACUAUAGUGUUGUUGUGUUCAUCCUUCCAAGUUGUACUCUGUGUUAUCUGGUUGUCUAUCUCUCCCCCAUUCCAGGACCUGGACACUCAGUCUUAUCCUGGGAAGAUCAUCAUUCAGUGUAAUACAGGUUCAAAUAUCUGGUUCUACUCUGUUUUGGGUUAUCUGGGGUUCCUGGCAGCGGUGAGCUUUGUUCUGGCUUUCAUGGUGAGGACAUUACCGGACACUUUCAAUGAGGCCAAGUACAUCACCUUCAGCAUGCUGUUGUUGUGCAGUGUCUGGAUCGCCAUGAUCCCGGCUUAUCUGAGCACCACAGGGAAAUCCAUGGUGGCUAUGGAGAUCUUUGCAGUGAUUGCGUCCAGUGCUGGACUUUUAGUGUGUGUGUUUUUCCCAAAAUGUUUUAUCAUUUUGUUUAAACCUGAAAUGAAUAGAAAAAUGGAUAUGCUGGGGAAAAGGAAGGAAUGA
Molecule: messenger RNA, 1794 nt
Organism: Hyla sarda
Lineage: Eukaryota; Metazoa; Chordata; Amphibia; Anura; Hylidae
Product: vomeronasal type-2 receptor 26-like
Exons: 4
Coding region: 1-1794 (597 amino acids)
Biological process (GO): G protein-coupled receptor signaling pathway
Cellular component (GO): membrane
Molecular function (GO): G protein-coupled receptor activity
Source: RefSeq, a predicted model, not a curated record